This is a messenger RNA of Paramecium tetraurelia, 1434 nucleotides long. RefSeq lists its product as uncharacterized. The record is from RefSeq and is a predicted model, not a curated record. Lineage: Eukaryota; Ciliophora; Oligohymenophorea; Peniculida; Parameciidae. The transcript is spliced from 2 exons.
AUGAUCUAAAAGUUGGAUGAAAAAAUUAAAUCAAUAAUAAAGGAGAAAGAAAUUUCUUAAGAAUAAUAGUUUUAGAUUUACCAUAACUUAGAAACUCAAAAUGAAUAAUUGAAAAAGACUCUAUUAGUUAAGGAAAAUGAGAUUUCCACUUAAUUGAAGUUGAAAAAUGAAAUGGAAAGAGAACUAAAAAGUUAGAUAAAUAAUCAUGCUCAACAAUUGAAAAUGUUGGAUGAUAAACUAUUGACAUCCAAAUAAGAUUAUCAAAAAUUGUUGGAUGAAUUUAAAUCUAUGGAUAUGCGAAAGAAUAAAAUAUAGGAGGAAUAUAAAAUAAAUUAGCAAAGGCUUGAUAAAUUAAACUAAGAUAUUUAGUUAUAAAGUUAGGAAUUAAAAAAAACUCUUGAUAAUAAUUAAACUUUAAAUUUAAAAAAUGAUUAAAUGAAUCAACAAUUGUCUUAGUUAAAUAAAGUAUAAUAAUAACUACUGCAAUAAAUAGAAGGAUAGAAGUAAACUGAAACUGCUUUAAGGAUGGAAUGCGACAGAUUAAACAAAAUGAAUUAAGCAACUCAAUAAGAUAUGAAGUAUCAAGUCACAGAAUUAAAAGAAAUGGUUUAAUUACAAGGAAGAAGAACUCAAGAGAAAGAGAAUUAAUUAAAUGAAUUACUUGAAGAGAUGAAGGAUAUGAAGGAUUAAUAUGAGAUAUAAAAGAAGGUGAGUUAAGAAAGCAUUAGUGAUUUGGAGAGAAGACUAAAGAAUUCAAAACUAUAAAAUGAAGAACUGUUACAAAUAAAAGAAUAAGAGAUUAUAGACUUCAAAUUAACCAUGGAAUAAUAAUUGCAAAUGCUGGAUAAAAGAAAUGCAUUAUCAUCCUAUGAUUUUGAUUAAAGGGAACAAUAACUUUAAGUUGAAAUUCAAAGUAAAAAUGAAUAGAUAGAGGGGUUAAAGGUAGAACUAGAAAAGAUCAGAAGCCAGAAUUUUAAUGCCUAAGAAGAACUCUUAAAAAAUGGAAUUUCAUAAAACUAAAAUUAAGCCACAAUAAGUAAUUUGAGAAAUGAAUUAAAUUAAUCAAAAUAAGAAUAAUAGCACUUGAAUGAGAUGUUGAAGAAAAGAAGGGAAGAAACAGAGCAAUUACAUUAAAGUUUAGAGGAAAUGAGAAAAGAAUAAUAAAACAAAAAGUAACAACAGGAGGAUACUCGAAGAUCUAUAUUGAGAUAGUAGGAUCUUUAAAUUACAAAUGAAAAUCUUUAAAGAGAUAAUUUAACUCUUUCUUAGAAAGUCAAUGCGUUGUAAAAUGAUAAUAAUAGGAAACAGAGGGAGUUGAUUGAGAAAAAUGAUGAAUUCUUAAAUAUUAAAAGGAAAUACGAUGAAACAGUAUAAAAUUUAGAAAGAUUGGAGAAGAGAUGGGGCGAAAAGAUUGAUUAACAUAGAAGAACUUGA